Molecule: messenger RNA, 1803 nt
Organism: Aspergillus terreus NIH2624
Lineage: Eukaryota; Fungi; Ascomycota; Eurotiomycetes; Eurotiales; Aspergillaceae
Product: beta-N-acetylhexosaminidase
Exons: 1
Coding region: 1-1803 (600 amino acids)
Biological process (GO): carbohydrate metabolic process; glycosaminoglycan metabolic process
Cellular component (GO): membrane
Molecular function (GO): beta-N-acetylhexosaminidase activity
Source: RefSeq, a predicted model, not a curated record
AUGCGUCUCGCUGCUCUCGGGACCGUGUUGUUGACGGCCGCGACCUCGGUCGUCGCCGUCAAGGUCAAUCCUCUGCCUGCGCCGCGUAACAUCACCUGGGGAUCGUCAGGUCCCAAACAUCUGGCCGGCCCGCUCACCCUGCGGUCCAACGGCGACACGCAUGAUUCCAUUCUUUCCAACGGCUGGAAUCGCGCGUGGCACUCCAUUGCCGCCCUGAGAUGGACUCCCGCCGCCGUUGAGGCCCCCAUCUCGUCAUUUGAGCCGUUUCCUACCGCCACUGCCAGUGCGUCCAAAGCCAAACGGGCGUCGGCAUCUCUGCAGUACGUCGACGUGCACGUCAAAGACAAGAAAGCCGAUCUCCAGCACGGCGUGGACGAGUCCUACACCCUCGACAUCGCGGAGGGCUCGAAUGCCAUCAAGGUCAGGGCCCAAACCGUCUGGGGCGCGCUCCACGCCUUCACGACCAUCCAGCAGAUCAUCAUCUCCGACAACAACCUGGGCUUGAUCGUGGAGCAGCCGGUGCAUAUCGAAGAUGCGCCGCUGUAUCCGUACCGCGGCAUCAUGCUCGACACCGGUCGAAACUUCAUCUCGCUCCCCAAGAUCUUCGAACAGCUGGACGGCAUGUCGCUCUCCAAGCUCAACGUGCUCCACUGGCAUCUGGAUGACACGCAGUCGUGGCCCGUGGUCGUCCAAGCCUACCCGCAAAUGAUCAAGGAUGCGUACUCGCCGCGCGAGACGUACUCGCGGCAGGACAUGCGUCGCGUCGUCGAGUACGCCCGCGCCCGCGGCAUUCGCGUGAUCCCCGAAGUCGACAUGCCCAGCCAUUCCGCCGCCGGCUGGCAGCAGGUUGACCCCGAAAUUGUCACCUGCGUGCACUCCUGGUGGUCGAACGAUGACUGGCCGCUCCACACGGCGGUCGAGCCGAACCCGGGCCAGCUGGAUAUCAUCAACAACAAGACGUACGAAGUGGUCGGCAACGUGUACCGGGAGCUGUCGCAAAUCUUUUCCGACCACUGGUUCCACGUCGGCGCGGACGAGAUCCAGCCCAACUGCUUCAACUUCAGCCGGUACGUGACGGAAUGGUUCGCCGAGGACCCCUCGCGCACCUACAACGACCUGUCGCAGUACUGGGUAGACCAUGCCGUGCCCAUGUUCCAGAAUGUCAGCAAGGACCGCCGUCUCGUCAUGUGGGAAGACAUCGUACUGUCGACGGAACACGCACACCACGUGCCCAAGAACAUCGUCAUGCAGAGCUGGAACAACGGGCUCGAGUACAUCUCGAACCUGACGGCGAACGGCUACGACGUGAUCGUGUCCUCGUCGGACUUUUUGUACCUCGACUGUGGCAAGGGCGGCUUCGUCACCAACGACCCGCGCUACGACGUGAUGGCCAACCCGGACCCCAGCACGCCCAACUUCAACUACCAGGGCAACGGCGGCUCGUGGUGCGCGCCGUACAAGACGUGGCAGCGCAUCUACGACUACGACUUUACGACGAACCUCACGGACGCCCAGGCCAAGCACAUCGUCGGCGCGACCGCGCCCCUGUGGAGCGAGCAGGUCGACGACGUGACCGUGUCCAGCAGUUUCUGGCCGCGCGCCGCCGCGCUGGCCGAGCUGGUGUGGUCGGGCAACCGGGACGCGGCCGGCCACAAGCGCACGACCCUGAUGACGCAGCGUCUCUUGAACUUCCGCGAGUAUCUGGUGGCCAACGGGGUGAUGGCGACGGCGCUGGUGCCAAAGUACUGCCUGCAGCACCCGCACGCGUGCGAUCUGUACCGGAACCAGAGUGCUGUUCAGUAA